UGUGUGUACACUGCUCUGUGUGUGUGCACUUUGGAUGGGUUAAAUGCAGAGCACAAAUUCUGAGUAUGGGUCACCAUACUUGGCUGAAUGUCACGUCACUUUCACUUUCACUUUUAUACAACCGGCACAGGCUGAUCUAACAAGAAUACAAAGGCACUUUCCCGCUUGCUCCUACAAUCACCGAGCUCCAUGAGGGAAGUUCCUUUUGGCAACACUAUUCCACUAUUAGGAAUGGUUGAUGAUAGCUCGCGUCAGCAUUUGUCUGCCUCUAUAUCAACAAUGGAGGCAGCUCCAGCAUGAGGUGCUGAACUUUGAUGCAGAGAUGGUUUUCUGGAGCUGUUUAUUCUUUCUCUGGCUAAGAGUGUCAUCUGCUAAUGCUGGGGAAUGGAGCGCUAAAAUGCCAGAAUCAGUGGUGGGUUUGUCUGGAUCAUGUGUGCUGAUUCCCUGUACGUUCAGCUACCCUGCAAAUGGAAAAACAUACACAGAAUUUACAGGGAUUUGGUACCAUGAAUAUUCAACAGUGGUAUACCAUACGGACACUUCAAAAAUCAUCAACUUGUUCAAAGGUCGCACUAGUCUCAUUGGUGAUUUGCGCCAAAAUAACUGUUCUUUGAAUAUCAGCUCUUUGAGAAGCAGUGACGCUGGGUCAUUCAUGUUCCGGAUUGAGAUUAAAGAUCUGAACAAGUACUCCUAUAUAAAGAAAGAAGAUAUGGUUUCCAUAAAAGUGAAUGAAACACCAGAGAAUCCUACCGUCUCUGUGGAAGAGGAAGUGACAUCAGGGAAACCGGUGAAUGCUACCUGUGCCGUGUCUCAUUCCUGUCCAUCAGACCUGCCUCGUGUCACCUGGAGCCAUGGUGGCAAACAAUCGAGUACAUCACAGCCACAGAAUCUUGGUCAAUGGAAGCUUACUUAUUACAGCCUGACCUUCACUCCUUCUAGAGAAGACCACAACAAACUUCUCAUCUGCUCUGCAGACUUUAACGGGAAGAAGGUGACAGGACACAAAACACUCAAAGUUAAAUAUCCUCCAUAUAAUGUAAGUGUGGUCACUAAACCCUCAGUGAAGGAGAAUGACUCUGUGGAACUGUCCUGCUCCAGUGACAGCAAUCCUCCUGCGAACAGCUACCAGUGGUUCAGCUUGAAUGGGACGAUGUUAGCAAAGAGCCCUACUUACAAACUGGAGAGAGUGUCUCGACAUACUGAGGCCAUUUCCUGUACAGCCUUUAACACAGAGGGAAAAAACAGUUCUGGUCCUCGGAAACUUAAAGUCCAGUAUCCUCCAUAUAAUGUAAGCGUGGUCACUAAACACUCAGUGAAGGAGAAUGACUCUGUGGAACUGUCCUGCUCCAGUGACAGCAAUCCUCCUGCGAACAGCUACCAGUGGUUCAGCUUGAAUGGGACGAUGUUAGCAAAGAGCCCUACUUACAAACUGGAGAGAGUGUCUCGACAUACUGAGGCCAUUUCCUGUACAGCCUUUAACACAGAGGGAAAAAACAGUUCUGGUCCACAAAAACUUAAUAUAUUGUAUCCUCCUGAGAUUAAAAGUGAAUCUUCUUGUCAGUCUAAGAUUUUGACGGUUUGUGUCUGUAUUGUGGACUCCAACCCUCCCAGUGAAGUCAAGUGGUUUGGUCCAGAUUCCUUGAAAGCCUUCUCCAGCACCAGCAUUAAACAAAACGAGUCUCUUACCAUAUUCACCUUACAGGGUUGGCUGGGUUUCCCUGAGACUAUCCUGUGCUUUGCCAAUAACAGUUUGGGAAGCUCUUCCAUAACUUUGGAAGCUCCUCGAAAUUUAAUCAUAAUAUGCAUUGCUGUUGCAUCAGCUGUUGUGGUCGUUUUAGCCUGUAUUUUACUGUAUGCUCUGAGGAGACGCUGUGGGAAGAGAUCCGCACAUCUACCUCUAAUGAAGAAUGAGCAGAAUGAAAUGAAAACAACCCAAAACAAGUCUGAUUUAGAAAACAGUAAAGAAGAGAAAGGCAGUGAUGUGGAUAUUUACACAAAUUGCCCGAAAGACCGUGUUUAUGACAACUGGGGGCAUGUUGCGAGACCAGUCUCAUCUGACCAAGCCCUGGAAGAUGAAGCAGUCUACGCUAACACAUGAAGAUAAGAACACAUGUCGUCCUACUAGAAAUGACAUACAGAGAAAGACCAAAGACAUUUUGUAGAUUUGAUAUGCACAGAAAAUUUUCAGAGCCAAAAGGUCUUGCAACUGAGAAAAAACACUGUGUGUGAAUCAAAUACAUUCAAAAGGUUUUAAUAUAUAAAGAAUAAAGACAAAAUAUAUUUAUAUUUACAUUUAGUCAAGAUACAUGCUAAGACAUGAAUUACAAAUGAGGAAAAUAGAAGCAAUAAAGACCAACAAAAGAGCAAUACUAUACAAUAUGUAUAGAACUAUUGAGUUUAAAUGUCAUUCCAAGUUCAAAGCCGAUUCCAAAAAAGUUGGGACACUGUAUAAAUUGUGAAUAAAAACAUAAUGCAAUGAUGUGGAAGUUUCAAAUUUCAACAACAUAGAUGACAAAUGUUUUUCAUCUUUAUUUGACCCUCUAACUUUAACACUCACUAUUCUAAUUCUAUUAAAACAAAAGCUAACUAUCUUUCUAAUCUUUUUGUAUUCUAUUUUCUUAUCAUUUAUUAUGCAAUUGUGUGUGUGUGUGUGUAUGUGUAAAGACCUCUAACACUAGCUUGCUCUAUUCUUUUUCUAUUCUAUCUGUUUUCAUUUUAUUUAUUAUAUUAUGUAGAAGCCCAUGCUACAUGUACUGUGUUAACCUAACUGAGACUUGUUAUAGCACUUAUCAGGGCCGUGCAGAGACCUUUGGAGGGGCAGGUGCUCAAAGUAUAAAAGGGGCACAUGGAACAAGGCUUUAAAUAGCGCGGUUCAAAUAGCAAUACAGCAAUAUAUUGUGAUGCAUUCCUUGCCAAUUUGCGUAUCGAUAUGGAUGAUUAUGUAUUGAUAUGGCAGCAAAUGCUGUGAUGCAGUUUUGAAAAAGAAAAAUAUUAGAAGAGACAAUUUUAAGUUUAAAAGUAAAAAAAGAAAAAUUAUUUCCACCUAAUAAUAGCUCUGGGAUUAGAAACUGAAAUGUCUUAAAUUGUCCCAACCUGAUGGCUUUUUCUUCUCUGUUCUACAGAAUAAUUAAGAACAGCUGUUAUAGUAAAAACUACAGAAAACACUCUACAUUUUCCUCUUUCUCACCAGCCUCUGUCUCCUUGCUUGCUUACCUGCUUUCUGUCACUUGUGCGUCUACAUUUGCCUCUUUUUCUUCCUCUAUCUCCAUCUCCUCAUCUGAUCUAUUACUUUCCAGUCUCUGUCCAUCUAGGAACAAGGCACAAUCUACUAUUUCAUUAUCAAUCUAUUAUUUUAACCUUAACUACUAUUCUUGCACCUAAUCAAUAAGUCCACCUUAAAUAUUGAUACAAAACAAUAAACAAAUGAGUCAUGCUAUGAAAGCACUGUAUAACUUAUAUAGGCUUAUGUUUUAUUUAUUUUUCCUUUUUAUUCAAAACAAUUCCAAACAUGCUUAUAUCAGGAAAUAUCUCGAUUCUCAAACGUGUAAGUAAACGCGUUUUGCACCUUUAUAGAUUGUUAUUUGAUCAAUAAAUGGAAAGUGUAAUCUAUUAACUACACAUAAAACCCCGACUUUUUACUUAAGUGCCAUAUCAUGCCAUAAAAUCUUUUUAAUAC
Molecule: messenger RNA, 3676 nt
Organism: Carassius gibelio (silver crucian carp)
Lineage: Eukaryota; Metazoa; Chordata; Actinopteri; Cypriniformes; Cyprinidae
Product: myelin-associated glycoprotein-like
Exons: 12
Coding region: 239-2098 (619 amino acids)
Source: RefSeq, a predicted model, not a curated record